Cimex lectularius (bed bug) is the source of this 870-nucleotide messenger RNA. Its product is annotated as protein NPC2 homolog. The record is from RefSeq and is a predicted model, not a curated record. The transcript is spliced from 4 exons. Gene Ontology annotation, biological process: sterol transport. Lineage: Eukaryota; Metazoa; Arthropoda; Insecta; Hemiptera; Cimicidae. Gene Ontology annotation, molecular function: sterol binding. The coding region runs from base 22 to 468 and encodes 148 amino acids.
GUCGGUUUUGGCCAGUUCAAAAUGAAUCUAUCCUGGAAUUAUUUAUUUAUUUUUGCCCUAUUCGACACAUCGAGAUCAACGGUCAUCAACAAAUGUACACGAGGUGCGCCACCUCUCCAGCUUGCAGUAAAGGGCUGUGAUAAAGGGCCUUGUGCAUUUGUUAAAGGGACGGAUGUACAAUUAGCAAUUAGCAUUUUAGCAAAUAAUAACAUAACUAAGUUAACAACACAAGUCAAAGCAUUUGCUAUGGGAACUGAAACAAUAUAUCCGUUACCACAAAGUAAUGCAUGUUUAAGCUUGACUAAUGGAGAAUGCCCGUUAGAUGAGGGUGAGGAAGUUACAUACGCUUUGACAAUGCCUAUUCUAACAUCAUAUCCCACAAUUCCUGUCAUAAUAGAAUUUUCGUUAAACUCGGAAAAUGGAGUGGUUUCUUGCUUCAGGCUUUCAGCUAAUGUUGUGGAUGAAUAAGUGAGGAGCCACCAAAAUUCAACUGACAUGAUCUUUUAUAAACUUUAACGAUGAUAUAUUUUAUUUGGAAGAUUGAAUGUUGAUAACUGUACAGGUGUUGAUUACACAAAGUUUGCAUGUAAAUUGUUAAAACUUGUGUUCAUUCUUAUUUAAAAUCAGUUAUUGGAAGUUUAAUGGCAGUGUUCAUCAUUUCGAGCUCAUCAAAUUAAUAGAUUGUACAUUGACACCGCACUCAUCACUGCAAGGUAAAGGUCCCGGGUUUGAAUUUAGCGACCCUGCAUUCGAACCCAACAUACUUACAAAUGGUCUUUCACAGACACUGUAAGGAUUGAUACCUCUGCUGUUGCGAACCCUUGUAAAAAAUGUACUAAACAAAUGUAUAAAAAAAACUAAUAAUAUAUU